Molecule: messenger RNA, 1566 nt
Organism: Clonostachys rhizophaga
Lineage: Eukaryota; Fungi; Ascomycota; Sordariomycetes; Hypocreales; Bionectriaceae
Source: the annotation of a GenBank genome assembly
AUGGGUAACAACGACAUCGAGGCCCGCAGCUCGAGUGUGGCGGCGCACGACAUCAACGACGGCAAGCCUCAGCCAGAGGUCGGCCGCGAGCACAUCCAUUCCACUGUGCCUCCCCAUGAUACUUAUGAGGGACGCCAUCGCUUCGACCCGAGCGCAUCGUGGUCCCCAGAGGAGGAGCGCGAAGUAGUCAGAAAGACGGACUGGCGAUUGCUAUCUUGGCUGUGUGUCAUGUUCUUUGGGUUGCAGCUUGAUCGCGGCAAUCUCAGUAAUGCCCUUGCUGAUAAUCUACUGCCUGACCUCGGCCUCACGACAGAUGACUACAACAACGGAACAACAAUCCAACUGCUGUGCUUCCUUGGCGCCGAGUUCCCUGUGCAAUUUCUUACCAAGCGCUAUGGUUUCAAGAACAUUCUUCCCGGAGCAUUCAUGAAGGACAGGACUUCAUUUUACAUUACUAGAGCCUUCAUUGGCCUUUUCGAGGGUGGAUUCAUUCCUGGCGCCAUCCUCAUGGCUACGUACUUUUACACUUCCCGAGAGCUCUCUAUCCGUCUGGCUGCAUUUUGGUCAACCCUCAACGUCGCCAGAGUUAUUUCUGCUCUUCUCGCCGCUGGUUUACUCGAGAUGCGCGGCGUUGGUGGCCACCCCGGUUGGUUCUGGCUUUUCCUCCUUGAGGGUCUCCUCACCCUCCUCCUCGGCAUCGUCUCGUUCCUCUAUCUCCCUACCUCGCCCACAGGGACCAAGUCUCCCCUUUGGCGCAAGUCUUGGUACACUCCACGCGAGGAAACCAUCAUGAUCAACCGUAUCUUGCGCGAUGAUCCGGCAAAGGGCCUCACAAACCUCUACGAGCCGGCCACCUUCCAGGACAUCAAGGCGGCAUGGGGGGACAAGUCCAUGUGGGGACUGUAUCUCAUCGGAUUAGUUGCCUACAUACCCGCGACACCAGUCCAGGCUUACCUUACAUUGACGUUGAAGCGUGUGGGCGGAUUCAACACGCUCCAGUCGAACCUACUAACAGCCCCGUCUGCCGCGCUGCAGAUCAUCACCAUGCUCGCUUUGGCCUACAGCUCAGAGUACUUCAAUGAGCGGGCGUUCCACUGCCUGUUUGGUGCGUUUUGGUCACUUCCCAUGCUCACGUCGCUCAUCACACUGCCGGACGGGGGCCGAGAGUGGGAGAGAUUCUCGCUCAUUACCCUUAUCUCCGGGUACCCUUACUUCCACCCGCUUGUGAGCUCGUGGAUUUCGGAGAACACAUUUGAUGUUAAGAAGAGGGCAAUCACUGCGGCUACGUACAACGUCAUCGUUCAAAUUGGGAGUGUUAUUGGCAACCAGAUUUAUCGCAAAUGGGACUCACCAUACUACAAAACGGGUAAUAAGGUGUGCGUGUCUAUCCUGGCUCUUAGUCUCGUCGUCUUUGUUGUCCACCGCCAGUACCUCGUCCACCUGAACAACAAGAAGGAAAAGAUUUGGAGCAGCAUGUCGCCCGAGGAGCAGCUGGAGUAUCAGACGGAUAAAGAAGCCCGCCAAGCUGACGGUAACAAGCGUCUCGACUUCCGGUUUGCCUAUUAA